This is a messenger RNA of Durusdinium trenchii, 486 nucleotides long. Lineage: Eukaryota; Dinophyceae; Suessiales; Symbiodiniaceae. The record is from the annotation of a GenBank genome assembly.
AUGAACGCUUCCUUUAAUGGAGAACUUGGGGUGCGCGCGCAGGUGAAGUACCACGCUCGUUGUUUUGAUUCGAAACGUUUUCUGGCCAAGCCCCAAGCAUUCGAAUGGAUCGACUUUCAGCGCUUGAAAUGCGAAAGCGAGAAGCGCUGCCCAUACGAGCACCUACGAUGUCGCUCCCGCCGAGUGACCUUUGUGACAGAGCGCGAGGGCUUCUUUGAUGGGUUACAUUUUCAUUUGUUGGUUGAACUAGAUGAGUUCACUUCAAUUGACACCCUUGCAGAUGACACCACGUGGUCCACUACUUACGUGCGUCUCUUGGAAAAAAGCAUUUGGCUGUCAGCUGGAACACAGAUCGUUUGUGAUUGUGAAGCCAGAUCCGAGAUGGGUUCUGAACGAGACCGGUUGGAGUGUUUUUCUGUGAAGGUUCAUUUCGGAGAGCCGAAUGAACAAGAGGUGUCGUCCUUUUAUUGGGAAGGAUGCACCUGA